Messenger RNA from Pedinophyceae sp. YPF-701, 1578 nucleotides. The record is from the annotation of a GenBank genome assembly. Lineage: Eukaryota; Viridiplantae; Chlorophyta; Pedinophyceae.
AUGCGUUUGGCAGGGGCGGCCACCGCGGCCCUCAUAGUGCUGGUCCUCAGCACCGUCGUCGGGGCGUGGAGGAUUCCCGGUCUCGGGGCCAGAGAGGCGAAACAAAAGGAACCGUCGCAUCCCGCGAUACAGGCCGAGGGCGCGCUGGCGACGCUCGACAUCAACAUCAACGCCGGCAAAGAUCUCAUCGAGACAUACAGAGACAUCGGAAGCCCGUGCUGGCGCGAGGCGGUCAGCAACAUCGAGGGGUCAUGCAAGGCGCUGUCCGAGGACGAGCAGGCGCGGCUGGCGAUCGCGCUGCUGUCGUGCCACCUCGUGAGCAGCGGCCGCAGGGGCGCGGCGUGUCCGCGGGCGUCCUCCGUCGCGCAGUGCACCUCGGGGCGCUCGUUCGACUUCAACCUCUUCACGCAGUUCAAGCUGAAAAUAGUCGACAUGUGCGCGUACGUCCAGUCGCUCAGCUGGCGGCAGGACACCGCGCACGUCCUCGAGGCCAUGGGCGACGCCUCGCUCGCGGCGGCCCGGAGCCUGACGGCGGUGCGGGGGUCUUUGGACUCCGUGGCCGAGGCGCACGCGGGGCUCAAGGAGACGAUCGUGACGCACGCGGACUCGCUGCGGGCCAUGGUGUCAGGGAUGGAGGCGAGCAUGCGGGCGGCGCGCGAGGAGUCCACGGAGCACGCCGCGACGGCCUCGAAGCUGCUCACGGACCUCUCGGCCGCCGCGGAGCACAUGCGCGACAAGCAGCGCCACCUGACGCAGGCUGUCGACGUCCUCUCGGCAUACAUCGACCGCACCUCCGCCCUGCUCACCGCCGUGCUCGGCAAGCAGCACUCCUGGCAGGACGCCCUCGCCUACACCGCUGCGCUCCUGGCGGCGUGGGCGGCGGGCGCUCUGCCAUGCUUUGCCGGGCUCCGCUUCCCGCUCAUGGCCGUCGUGGCGGCCACGCUGCUCGCGGAGCGGCACCUCGCGCACAGCCUGCACUUCAUGCUCGUCGCGGACCCGGGCGGGUCGCUGUGGCUCCCGCUCCCCUCUGCCGUUGCGGGCGCCAUGCCGCGAGCGGCGGUGACGGCUGGGGUGUGGUCGCCCCUCGGCCUGUCGUUCCGCUGGGCGGUGCGCUUUGCGGGCAUCGCGAUCGGGGCGUGCGCGGCCGCGUGGUCGCUGUGGAGGGCGCUGAAGCGAGGGGGGGAGUCGGGGGAGUAUAGCAGCGUGGACGAGAGGGUUGCGGCGAUGGAGCAGCGGCUGUCGCGGCUGCCGGAGGACGUCCGCGCGGUCGUACGGGAGGAGGUGCGGUCGCUGGUGCACCAGGUGGCGUGGGGGGGCGUCGGGUCGCCUCAGGGCAGGAGCAUGUUGCCAGGCGUGGAGUGGGCGGCGCCGGGGCGGGGCGAGGCGACGGUGCCGACGAGUCCGCGGACACCGGCGUCGCCGCUGCGGGGGGCCGGGGCCGCGGAGGGGUCGCCGCUGUCGGAGCGGAUGACAGUCAAGGAGUUGAAAAAAAUGGCAAGGGAACUGAACAUCGAGCUGGAGGGAAACGAGCGGAAGCAGGAGCUGCUGGAUAUCCUCGGUGAGGCGCUGGGGUCGUAG